AUGAGGCGAGGGGUGGGAGAAAGGGGAGCAGGGGGCGGAGCAGGAGGGCGGAGGAGGGGAGGAAUGGCAGGCGGAGAGGUGGGGAAGGGGAGAGAGUGCGCGCAAGUGCAGCAGCAUCGAGAGCAUUGGCGUGAGGCGGGGGAAGGAGAGGCAGACGCCGAAGCAGAAGCGCGUGAGGCGCUUGAAACGCACGGUGGUGCUGACGAGGCAGGGAAGGGGGGGAGAGGGGGAGAAUGGGGAGACGGGGAGAAGGCGGAUGGGGAGAAGGCGGAUGGGGAGAAGGGGGGUGGGGAGAAGGGGGAUGGGGGGGAACAGGGGAGGGCCCAUGUUCUCAGCCCCUGUUCUCAGCCCAUGUUCUCAGCCCCUGUUCUCAGCCCAUGUUCUCAGCCCAUGUUCUCAGCCCCUCCCCUCCCUGCUGGCCUCCCUGCUGGCCUCCCUGCUGGCCUCACAGCUGCCACAGCCUGCACAGCCUGCAUUGCAGUGGCCUCACUCACCCACACAUCACCCCCCUGGAAAGCGCCCCUCGCUGCUCAAGAGCGUGCUGGCGGAGGCAGAGAGGGGGAGGGCGCUGGUGGAGCGUGCUGGCGGAGGCAGAGAGGGGGAGGGCGCUGGUGGAGCGUGCUGGCGGAGGCAGAGAGGGGGAGGGCGCUGGUGGAGCGUGCUGGCGGAGGCAGAGAGGGGGAGGGCGCUGGUGGAGCGUGCUGGCGGAGGCAGAGAGGGGGAGGGCGCUGGUGGAGCGUGCUGGCGGAGGCAGAGAGGGGGAGGGCGCUGGUGGAGCGUGCUGGCGGAGGCAGAGACUACGCCAAGGCCAAACUAACCGGCGCCGCUCCUGCUUGCUGUUCCCAUGCCCUCUUGCUGUUCCCAUGCCCUCUUGCUGUUCCCAUGCCCUCUUGCUGUUCCCAUGCCCUCUUGCUGUUCCCAUGCCCUCUUGCUGUUCCCAUGCCCUCUUGCUGUUCCCAUGCCCUCUUGCUGUUCCCAUGCCCUCUUGCUGUUCCCAUGCCCUCUUGCUGUUCCCAUGCCCUCUUGCUGUUCCCAUGCCCUCUUGCUGUUCCCAUGCCCUCUUGCUGUUCCCAUGCCCUCUUGCUGUUCCCAUACCCUCUUGCUGUUCCCUUGCCCUCUUGCUGUUCCCAUGCCCUCUUGCUGUUCCCAUGCCCUCUUGCUGUUCCCAUGCCCUCUUGCUGUUCCCAUGCCCUCUUGCUGUUCCCAUGCCCUCUUGCUGUUCCCAUGCCCUCUUGCUGUUCCCAUGCCCUCUUGCUGUUUCCAUGCCCUCUUGCUGUUCCCAUGCCCUCUUGCUGUUCCCAUGCCCUCUUGCUGUUCCCUUGCCCUCUUGCUGUUCCCAUGCCCUCUUGCUGUUCCCAUGCCCUCUUGCUGUUCCCAUGCCCUCUUGCUGUUCCCCCGCUCCUGCUUGCUGUUCCCAUGCCCUCUUGCUGUUCCCAUGCCCUCUUGCUGUUCCCAUGCCCUCUUGCUGUUCCCAUGCCCUCUUGCUGUUCCCAUGCCCUCUUGCUGUUCCCAUGCCCUCUUGCUGUUCCCAUGCCCUCUUGCUGUUCCCAUGCCCUCUUGCUGUUCCCAUGCCCUCUUGCUGUUCCCAUGCCCUCUUGCUGUUCCCAUGCCCUCUUGCUGUUCCCAUGCCCUCUUGCUGUUCCCACGCCCUCUUGCUGUUCCCAUGCCCUCUUGCUGUUCCCAUGCCCUCUUGCUGUUCCCAUGCCCUCUUUCUGUUCCCAUGCCCUCUUGCUGUUCCCAUGCCCUCUUGCUGUUCCCAUGCCCUCUUGCUGUUCCCAUGCCCUCUUGCUGUUCUCAUGCCCUCUUGCUGUUCCCAUGCCCUCUUGCUGUUCCCAUGCCCUCUUGCUGUUCCCAUGCCCUCUUGCUGUUCCCAUGCCCUCUUGCUGUUCCCAUUCCCUCUUGCUGUUCCCAUGCCCUCUUGCUGUUCCCAUGCCCUCUUGCUGUUCCCAUGCCCUCUUGCUGUUCCCAUGCCCUCUUGCUGUUCCCAUGCCCUCUUGCUGUUCCCAUGCCCUCUUUCUGUUCCCUUGCCCUCUUGCUGUUCCCAUGCCCUCUUGCUGUUCCCAUGCCCUCUUGCUGUUCCCAUGCCCUCUUGCUGUUCCCAUGCCCUCUUGCUGUUCCCAUGCCCUCUUGCUGUUCCCAUGCCCUCUUGCUGUUCCCAUGCCCUCUUGCUGUUCCCAUGCCCUCUUGCUGUUCCCAUGCCCUCUUGCUGUUCCCACGCCCUCUUGCUGUUCCCAUGCCCUCUUGCUGUUCCCAUGCCCUCUUGCUGUUCCCAUGCCCUCUUGCUGUUCCCAUGCCCUCUUGCUGUUCCCAUGCCCUCUUGCUGUUCCCAUGCCCUCUUGCUGUUCCCAUGCCCUCUUGCUGUUCCCAUGCCCUCUUGCUGUUCCCAUGCCCUCUUGCUGUUCCCAUGCCCUCUUGCUGUUCCCAUGCCCUCUUGCUGUUCCCAUGCCCUCUUGCUGUUCCCAUGCCCUCUUGCUGUUCCCAUGCCCUCUUGCUGUUCCCUUGCCCUCUUGCUGUUCCCAUGCCCUCUUGCUGUUCCCAUGCCCUCUUGCUGUUCCCAUGCCCUCUUGCUGUUCCCAUGCCCUCUUGCUGUUCCCAUGCCCUCUUGCUGUUCCCAUGCCCUCUUGCUGUUCCCAUGCCCUCUUGCUGUUCCCAUGCCCUCUUGCUGUUCCCAUGCCCUCUUGCUGUUCCCAUGCCCUCUUGCUGUUCCCGUUGAGGUAUUGUACGAUGCAGAGCGGUGACGGUUCCCACCUUCUCAACUUUCUCAGGAUAUGCCCAUGCCACCCUCUCACCUCACAGUCCUCCCCAACCCCUCACCUCACAGUGUCUCCUUCUCACCUCAACGUGCCACCCCACCACCUCACAGUCCCCUCCCUCCCCCCUUUCCUCCUCCAGUCUUCCCCUCAAUCCCCCAACGAUGCAUGGGAGCAGGGAGCAAUGAGGCAGCGGCACGUGCUAACCAGGCUGAAGGAGGUGGGGCAAGCGGUGUAG
Closterium sp. Naga37s-1 is the source of this 2988-nucleotide messenger RNA. The record is from the annotation of a GenBank genome assembly. NCBI's taxonomy places the organism in Eukaryota, Viridiplantae, Streptophyta, Zygnematophyceae, Desmidiales, Closteriaceae.